AUGGCACAGUUAGAUUGUCUCAGUCUGUUUAACGUCCAAGGCCGAGUGGCCGUCGUUACUGGCGGAAGUAGUGGAUUAGGGCUUAUGAUAUGCAAGGGGCUUGUAUCAAAUGGCGCCAAAGUCUACGUUGUCGCGCUACCUAGUGAUCCCAUUGACGAAGUAGUCAAAGAGCUCAACCAACUUGGUUCUGAGGCUGGUGGAGGCGCAUUUGGAUUCCCAUGCGACCUCUCCUCCAAAUCAUCCAUCCAAGCCCUAGCGCAAGAAAUCUCCAAACGAGAAACACACCUCGACAUGCUCGUUUCCAACGCCGGCAUUCGUCGUGACCCGCCCAUCCAAUGCAACGUCCUCACAGCCUCAGUGACCGAACUCCAAGAAUCAAUGUGGUCCAGCGACGAGGCAGACUGGGAGAAGACUUUCCGCGUAAACACGACUGCUCAUUAUUUCCUGAGUGUUGCAUUGUUGCCCCUUCUCGCUGCUGCGGCUACCGAGGGUCGAGACCAGGGACGUGGAGUGGUCGUGAUCACGAGUUCGUGUGCGAGUAUGCAUAAUGUUACCAAUAUAGAUCUCACGAGUUAUGCGGCUAGCAAAGCUGCAACGGAUCAUUUGGUAAAGCUGUUGGCUGCUAAGUAUCAUCGGUUUUAUGUGAGGGUGUGUGGGAUAAAUCCUGGAUUCGUUCCCAGUAAUAUGAAUCCAGUUGGUGCAGAGGGCAACAUUUUCAGCAAUUUAUUUGACAAAGUGCCUGCAAAAAGGGCUGCAAUUGCGGAAGAUAUUGCUGGUACGGUGCUGUAUCUCGUGAGCAAAGCUGGAGCUUACGUGGAUGGUAUAUCACUUUGUGUUGAUGGGGGAAGAAUACUUCUCGCUAAUGGGCAGGAAUCCAAAGUCACCAAAGAACAGCUCAAAGACAUCGCCCAAAACCUCAACAUAACAAUUGAAGAUGGCCCCGAUGCCGACGCCUAUCUCUUACUCCUCCAAUCCAUGGAAGCGAUAAUGCAACGCAUAGAAGAUGGCACAGAUUACAUGCACCCAGGGCUAUCACCCGUUCCAACCACAGAAACGCGGGACUAUUGGUUGCCACAGGAUAGGAAUGAAAUAAAUCCGUUGAAUGCAUGGAGGCAUCGAACUGAACUCGUCGCUUCUAAGCCGACUAGUUCUUUGCUGCAAGGUCGAACAAUCGCGAUCAAGGAUAACAUCUCUAUCGGGCAUCUGCCGACAACUCUCGGCACGUUUACGGAAAUUUUAUGCAAAGAUGGGAAAUUGCCUGUUUCACCUAUUGAUGCUUCAGUUGUGUCCAGAGUGCUGGAAGCCGGUGCCAUAAUCAAAGGAUCUUCAAAUUGUGAGAAUUUCUGCGCUUCACCUUUGUCAUAUAGUGCCGCUACGGGACCUGUGCAUUCCCCUUGGUUGCACGGGUAUACCUCUGGCGGUAGCAGUAGUGGCUCUGCUGCGCUGGUAUCUUCCAAUAUCGUGCAACGUCAAACAGGAAAAAGCUUCGGUACAACAGUCGAGCUAGCUAUUGGCGGUGAUCAGGCAGGUUCCGUACGUAUCCCGGCUUCGUUUACGGGGAUAUUCGGUCUGAAACCGACCCAUGGCUUGAUACCAUAUACCGGAGCAGUCGGGCUUGCCCCCAUGAUCGAUCAUUUAGGUCCUCUAGCGGAGAAGUUGGAAGACGUUGCGUUGCUCUUGCAGGUCAUGGCUGGCUACGACGGGAUCGAUCCAAGAAUGAGCCCUGAAUCACCGUUGAGGAGUCACGUACUCGAUUAUCCAGCUCUAUUAUCCCAAUUCCGGUCUCGAUCAGUCGCUGAGGGCGAAAAGCUCGGUUCGUCUUUUAAAGUGGGAUUGAUAACUGAGUCGUACGAUAUAGCUGGUCUCACUCCCCAAGUUCGGGAUAUAGUCCUGAAAUCCGCAAGGAAAUACUUCACCGAAGCUGGUGCCAGUGUCUCUGAAGUCUCUAUUCCCAUGCACCGUGAGGGUAUCGUUAUAUGGACCGCCGCCUCGCGCCCAUCAACAUCCGAAUGGGCCUGUCAAGGUAAACCAGGCGGAUUUCUCACCUUCCCAGCACCACAUAUCCACACACAAUGGCCGCCAACGCAAGAAAUGUACGACAUCCUAACAGCCACAAACCCGGCUUUGAUAAACAUCAUUUUCAAUGCGCCCUUCAUCACUGAACGGUUCGGCCCUAUGACUGAGGCGAAAGCGUAUAGAAAAGUGUAUGAGUUACGUGCUGCGUAUGAUCGUGCUUUUGAAGAAUUUGAUGUACUUGUUACACCCUGUGCGCCGAGUGUUUCGACGCCGCAUCCGAAGAUGACUGCAGAUGAUGAUGGGGCUGCUAGCUCUAUCAUGGAUAAGGUGAAUGUUGCGGUUGGUGUGACGACAAAUACGGCGCCAUUUAAUGUUACGGGUCAUCCGGCGAUGAAUGUGCCUUGUGGAUUUGGGGGUAUUGAGGGCAAGGCAGAUGUAAAGUUGCCGAUUGGGAUGCAGGUUGUGGGUAAGAGGUGGGACGAGAUGAGUAUAUUCAAGGCGGCGGCCAUUUUUGAAGAGGGUCGUCGUUUAGCUGGUGAUUUAUAA
Talaromyces amestolkiae is the source of this 2562-nucleotide messenger RNA. RefSeq lists its product as uncharacterized. The record is from RefSeq and is a predicted model, not a curated record. Bases 1 to 2562 code for a protein of 853 amino acids. The transcript is spliced from 6 exons. Lineage: Eukaryota; Fungi; Ascomycota; Eurotiomycetes; Eurotiales; Trichocomaceae. Gene Ontology annotation, molecular function: oxidoreductase activity.